This is a messenger RNA of Sugiyamaella lignohabitans, 1509 nucleotides long. RefSeq names its product DNA ligase (ATP) CDC9 (gene CDC9). The transcript has a single exon. The record is from RefSeq and is a predicted model, not a curated record. Gene Ontology annotation, cellular component: nucleus; mitochondrion. Gene Ontology annotation, molecular function: DNA binding; ATP binding; DNA ligase (ATP) activity. NCBI's taxonomy places the organism in Eukaryota, Fungi, Ascomycota, Dipodascomycetes, Dipodascales, Trichomonascaceae. The coding region runs from base 1 to 1509 and encodes 502 amino acids. Gene Ontology annotation, biological process: DNA repair; lagging strand elongation; Okazaki fragment processing involved in mitotic DNA replication.
AUGUUUGCUCCCAAGCCCCUCUCAGUUUCCGAAGUAUUUAAAAGCUUGACUGAGAUUGCGAAAUCUAGUGGUGCAUCAAGUCAGGCCAAGAAGAUUGGAAUUAUAAAACGCAUGCUUACUGCUUGUAAAGGAACUGAACCAAAGUACCUGGUUCGUAGUUUAGAGGGAAAAUUGCGGAUCGGCAUGGCCGAGAAGUCAGUACUGACUGCGUUGUCUCAAGCAUUUAUCACUUGGGAGUUUGAGAAAAAUGGCAAGCGAGUUAAGGCAGAUGACAUUCAACAGGCAGAUGAGAUUGUGAAGGACGUUUGUAGUCAACUCCCAAACUAUGAGGUAAUUAUCGAAGCCAUUCUGAAAGACGGAAUUCUAAAUUUGAAAGAUGCCUGCAAGUUGACACCUGGUAUUCCCUUAAAGCCAAUGCUUGCCAAGCCAACCAAAUCAAUUACCGAAGUACUGGACAGAUUUAAUGGAGAGGAAUUCACCUGUGAAUAUAAAUAUGAUGGUGAGAGAGCUCAAGUACAUGCUACAGAGGAUGGAAAGAUCCGAGUCUACUCAAGAAACAUGGAAGACAUGUCUCAAAGAUAUCCCGAUAUUGUUUCUAUUGUACCACAUUUUAUGCCCGAUUCUAAGAAGAGUUUUAUAUUGGACUGCGAAGCUGUAGCUUGGGACCGUGAGCAACGUAAAAUUCUUCCUUUCCAGGUCCUAUCUACACGUAAGCGAAAAGAUGUUGAAGAGGGCUCAAUUAAGGUUAGAGUACACCUUUUUGCUUUUGAUUUGCUAUAUCUUGAUGGUGAACCGUUAUUGCAAAAAUCGCUCUUGGAAAGAAGGGAGCUAAUAAAAAAUAACUUCACCGAGGUUGAAGGAGAGUUCGCCUAUGCAAAGUCAAUGAAUUCAGACAAUAUCGAGGAAAUUCAAGCUUUUCUAGACCAGUCGGUAAAGGACAGCUGUGAGGGACUCAUGGUUAAGAUGCUAAAUGGCACUGAAAGCGGUUAUGAGCCUAGCAAGAGAAGUAGAAACUGGCUGAAGUUAAAGAAGGAUUAUCUGAGUGGCGUCGGUGACUCGUUAGAUCUUGUUGUUCUUGGUGCCUACUACGGUCGUGGUAAGAGAACGAAUGUGUAUGGUGGAUUUUUACUUGGUUGCUAUAACGCGGAUAGCGAGGAUUAUGAGACGGUGUGUAAGAUCGGUACAGGAUUCUCGGAAGCGAAUUUAGAGGAGUUCCACAAACAGCUGUCUACUACAGUCGUCAGUGAGCCCAAAUCGUAUAUUUCCUAUGACCCAACGCCAAGCUCACUUCCUGACGUAUGGUUUGAGCCUACCACAGUGUGGGAGGUCCUAACGGCAGACUUAUCGUUGUCACCAAUUUACAAGGCCGGUAUUCAGCAGCUUGGACGAGGUAUUUCGCUUCGUUUCCCUCGUUUUAUCCGUGUCCGUGAAGACAAGAAACCUGAAGAUGCAACCACUUCGGAACAAAUCGUGGACUUUUACCAGCGCCAAGCGUCUCUUACUAAUUAA